UCCGAGGAAACCUGCCCCUUCUAGCUGCCUGGCUCUCCCCUUUAAAAGGCGACUUGACCCGCUCAGAACCCAAGCUCCAGCCUACUCCCGCCUCCGGCUCCGGGUCCGUCCGUCUGUCCUCUCCCGACCGUGCCCGGUAGUUCCCGCGGAGGAACAAACUCAGAUGGAGAGCAAAGCGCUGCUCCUGGUGGCUCUGGGCGUCUGGCUCCAGAGUCUGACCGCCUCCCGCGGAGGGGUGGCCGCCGCCAAUAAUAUAGGAGGAAAAGACUUUACAGACAUUGAAAGUAAAUUUGCUCUAAGGACCCCUGAGGACACAGCUGAGGACACGUGCCACAUCAUUCCUGGAGUGACCGAAUCUGUGGCUAACUGCCAUUUCAACCACAGCAGCAAAACCUUCGUGGUGAUCCACGGCUGGACGGUGACGGGAAUGUACGAGAGCUGGGUGCCCAAACUUGUGGCUGCCCUGUACAAGAGGGAGCCGGACUCCAACGUCAUCGUGGUGGACUGGCUGUCGCGGGCCCAGCAGCACUACCCGGUGUCUGCGGGCUACACCAAGCUGGUGGGGAAGGAUGUGGCCACGUUUAUCGACUGGAUGGUGGAGGAAUUUAACUACCCUGUGGAUAAUGUCCAUCUCUUGGGAUACAGCCUGGGGGCCCACGCUGCUGGCAUUGCAGGAAGUCUGACCAAUAAGAAGGUCAACAGAAUUACAGGCCUAGAUCCCGCCGGACCUAACUUUGAAUACGCAGAAGCUCCAAGUCGCCUUUCUCCCGAUGAUGCGGAUUUUGUAGACGUCUUACACACAUUCACCAGAGGGUCACCUGGCCGAAGUAUCGGAAUCCAGAAACCAGUAGGGCAUGUUGACAUUUACCCGAAUGGAGGCACUUUUCAACCAGGCUGUAACAUUGGGGAAGCUAUCCGUGUGAUUGCAGAGAGAGGCCUCGGAGAUGUGGACCAGCUGGUGAAGUGCUCCCAUGAGCGCUCCAUUCAUCUCUUCAUUGACUCGCUGCUGAAUGAGGAAAACCCCAGUAAGGCCUACCGGUGCAAUUCAAAGGAAGCCUUUGAGAAAGGGCUCUGCCUGAGUUGCAGAAAGAACCGUUGCAACAACGUGGGCUAUGAGAUCAAUAAGGUCAGAGCCAAGAGAAGCAGCAAAAUGUACCUGAAGACUCGUUCUCAAAUGCCUUACAAAGUCUUCCAUUACCAAGUAAAGAUACAUUUCUCUGGGACUGAGAGUGACACACAGACCAACCAGGCCUUCGAAAUCUCUCUGUAUGGCACCGUGGCCGAGAGUGAGAACAUUCCCUUCACCCUGCCUGAAAUUUCCACCAAUAAGACGUACUCCUUCCUCAUUUACACGGAGGUGGACAUCGGAGAACUGCUGAUGUUGAAACUCAAAUGGAAUAGCGACUCCUACUUCAGCUGGUCCGACUGGUGGAGCAGCCCUGGCUUUGCCAUUGAGAAGAUCAGAGUGAAAGCAGGAGAGACUCAAAAGAAGGUGAUCUUCUGUUCCAGGGAGAAAGUGUCUCGUCUGCAGAAAGGAAAGACAUCUGUGGUAUUUGUGAAAUGCCACGACAAGUCUCUGAAUAAAAAGUCUGACUGAAUCUGCAGAAGGAAGAACAGCACAUGAAUUCUGUGAAGAAUGAAGUAACUUUUACAAGAGAUGCCCAGAGCUUUGGGUGGUUAAAAGUGAAAUUUCCUGAGUAUUAAUCCCAGCUAUCCUUGUUAGUUAUCUUAAGAGACAGUCUCAAAUAAUAAAAAGUGGCUAAUUUAAUUUGAGGAGUACAGUGGCCAAAUAGCACACCUUGACACAUUAAAAAACAAAACAAAAAACCCCCAGCAGAUAGGAAAAGCACUGCAUUUUGUCCUUUGAGAAAGGAAUAAGAAUUUUUUGGGGCUUGUGGUAAAAUAAUAAACUUCUUUAUGUAGUGAUAUUAGCCAUAGCCUACAAUUGAUUAGAACCUCAUAUUUUAGUUGGAACUCUGCAUUUUCGGGAUCCAUACAUUCUCAAAGUUUACUCCAAGCCUGAGUAGAAAAUAAUUUUUUAUGGCCUGAGUGCGACUUAUUUCCUUACUCGUCAAACACCUGCCUUUUUUGGGAAUGGCUGCCCUCUUGCCAUUGGUUGCAGCCCAGGAGUUAACCAGGAACCAGCGACUGGAGGGAGGAGUGGAGAAUGGAGUUGACUGAACCUUUAACACUUCCUGUGGUUGGUUGCAUCAUAACUGUUACAAAUUAAAGGAGAUAUAAAAUUUAGAACAAUUAAGUCUUAAAAGGCUUUACAGUUUAUUGCUUAAUCUCUCCCCUCCUUUUCUAGCUUUGUCUCCAAGUUAUAUUUUAACAGUGUUCCCUGAGUAGGUGUUAAAAUGAGCCUGUCGCACUUAGCUGACACAUCAUUUUCACUACGGAGAAGGAAAAUGAUCCCAUAAUUUUAGCAUCAGGUUUCCAAACUAUAUUCACCGAUGUGAAGUUGUUUAAUAUCCAAUGGUUUCUAUUCGGCUUUAGGCUUAUCUCGGCCCUUCUUCAGCCAUACUUUGAGUAGGACUCUUUCUUCCCUGGCUUUGAGAAGAAAAUGUGUCCCACGUCAAAAUUCUGCAUCACUCAAACGUCUACACAUUUUAGACCAGGACCACGUUUACUAAGUAGAGAGAUGGAAAAGUCACCGGGACAUAUUCACAAACAGUGCUUAAAACCAUCGGGCGUGAUGAAAAGAAUCCUCAAUGGCCACGGCCACAUGAAAUGUCAUGAGAAUUGUUUUUAACAACUAGUCAGGAGUGAGUGAGCAAUUAUUUAUAAAAUAGAUCUCCUGCGUUCAGAAUGCUUUUCUAUCUAUUAAUAUAAAAUGAAGUCAAAUAUCUCAGAGGCUAUUGCUGGGAAUCUAAACUGUGAACACGUGCGGGCACUUGAACACAUGCAUACUCACAUAUGAAGCACCGUGUACGUUACUUAUGCAGUGCGGCUCGGAAGGUGAAUGAUCACAAGAUGUAUUGGGGUUUGUUGGCUUAGAAAUGGUUCCGGAGUUCCAUAACUCUGCCCUUCAUCUGAGAAAUAUGGUUGUACAGAGUAGGACGAAUGUUGUGAUUGGUAUCAGCCGGUUUGGCGUGAAUUCUCUCUAAAAAUAAAUGUUGCGUGAUUCGUGGUUGGCAUCCCCCUUUAUUGUAAUUCAUUAAUUUUCUGGAUUUGAGUGCAUAAACUUAAGAACAUCUGAAUCAAAUCGGUGCAUGGCCCUGGGAACUCUGGCUUCUGUGGACUUCACUAUAUAUUAUAUAUUAACAAUG
Messenger RNA from Eptesicus fuscus (big brown bat), 3269 nucleotides. RefSeq names its product lipoprotein lipase (gene LPL). Lineage: Eukaryota; Metazoa; Chordata; Mammalia; Chiroptera; Vespertilionidae. The transcript is spliced from 10 exons. The coding region runs from base 164 to 1597 and encodes 477 amino acids. Gene Ontology annotation, biological process: lipid metabolic process. The record is from RefSeq and is a predicted model, not a curated record. Gene Ontology annotation, molecular function: apolipoprotein binding; lipoprotein lipase activity.